GAGAGUCUGAGCAUCAUUCCGCUCAGAAUUGACUCUUCAGCUUCUCUUUCCACCGACACGAUGGAGAAACUCCCCUUCACGCACGGAUUCAGCUCUGAAACCAACGCGACGCGACCCUGGAGACCCUGGAUCCACAAAAGCAGUCACGAACGCAGAACAAACGCUUCGAAGCCUUAUGAGAGAGCACCAGCUGCUGAGCAGCUCUUGAAAGCGCCUGAGAUCACACACCCUGUCAAAACCGUGCGUCUGAUCUGUGGGACUCAUGUUGAUUUGUGCAGGUUGUUCUGGCCCAGAUCUCGCUGUUUCGAUUAUCUGUACCUGGACGCUGAGGUCCUCCUGCGCAGUUAUCCGGUUCAGGCCACUAUCUGUCUGUGUGAGGACUCAGAGAGCGAGGAUGACGAGGAGGAUGAAGAGCCAGAGAAGAACCUCAGCUGAAGACCUUCAUCACUUGAUUUAGUCCAUGCGUGUAAAUAGUUGUGCUUAUGUGUAUAAAACUAGAAGUCAAAGUGUAAAUAUUUUAUUUUUUAGUAUUUAUGUUAAAUUAUUCUACAUGCCAACUGUAACUUAUUUCCUACAAAUAAAUAUUUGAAAUAUUA
Messenger RNA from Carassius carassius (crucian carp), 596 nucleotides. RefSeq names its product ripply transcriptional repressor 2 (gene ripply2). Lineage: Eukaryota; Metazoa; Chordata; Actinopteri; Cypriniformes; Cyprinidae. The transcript is spliced from 3 exons. Gene Ontology annotation, cellular component: nucleus. Bases 61 to 435 code for a protein of 124 amino acids. The record is from RefSeq and is a predicted model, not a curated record. Gene Ontology annotation, biological process: negative regulation of transcription by RNA polymerase II; embryonic pattern specification.